CAAAGCAGCUCCUCUCUAUAUAUACCCCCGGCCCUGCGAGCACUGCUAUAUUGACACUGUGGGUUCUACAGCAUUUUUUACUGUAAUUAUCUAGGUUUGCUACUAUGUCUGAGACUGCUCCUGCCGCGCCGGCUACUCCAGCUCCAGCAGAGAAAACACCUGUGAAGAAAAAGGCUAAGAAGCCAGCGGGCUCCGCGGGAGCGCGGCGAAAGGCCUCUGGGCCCCCGGUGUCCGAGCUGAUCACCAAGGCCGUAGCCGCCUCCAAUGAGCGCAGUGGCGUCUCUCUGGCCGCCCUCAAGAAGGCGCUGGCGGCCGCCGGCUACGACGUGGAAAAGAACAACAGCCGCAUCAAGCUGGGGCUCAAAAGCCUGGUGAACAAAGGCACCCUAGUGCAGACCAAGGGGACGGGUGCCUCGGGCUCUUUUAAGCUCAACAAGAAGACUCCUGCCGGCGAAGGCAAAGGCAAGGCCAAAAAAUCUGCUUCCGCCAAAGCAAAGAAGUCGGCAGGAGCUAAGAAGCCUAAAAAGACCACAGGGGCGGCCACGAAGAAGCCCUUGAAGAAAACGCCUAAAAAGCCUAAGAAACCAGCGGCAGCGUCGGGAGCCAAGAAAGCAGCAAAGAGCCCGAAAAAAGCUAAAGCUGCUAAACCCAAGAAAGCGGCCAAGAGCCCCGCGAAGGCUAAAGCGGUGAAGCCCAAGGCAGCAAAGGCAAAGGUGACCAAACCUAAAACCGCCAAGCCCAAGAAGGCGGCGCCAAAAAAGAAGUAGGUCUCCGCGGGAACUUCCAACACCUCAAAGGCUCUUUUCAGAGCCACCCAGAUAUCUCAAUGAAAAGAGCUUGAUACGUAUGUCUUGGGGCCCUGUAACAUUUUCAAUUAAGCAGUUCUAUAGCUGCGCCAGUGGGGGAGUUUGGGAGGGAGGGUUGCAACUGACAGCUUGCUUUUUGCCCUUAUUUAACCGAGGCUAGAAUACAGGGAGACUUGACGGACACAAUUCUUUAUUUUUGCACACCGCUAACCCUGAUAAGGGCCAGGUUAGUUAUUUUAAGUUAUUGCAUGGUCUUGUGGAUCAAGGAGCUCAGUUGCUUUUUUUUUUUUUGGUAGCACCGGAUAUCCUGCGGCGCCAUAGUGCCUGGCCAGUUGUAAAGCCCACGGGCUUUCCGAGAGUAACAAAUGCGUAAACUUUGUGGUCAUCUGAAUCUAGGUCCUCCCUUUGCAUUUUGAGAUUAGAGACGAACUAAAUAAACCGUUCCCAAAAUUGAACAA
Monodelphis domestica (gray short-tailed opossum) is the source of this 1264-nucleotide messenger RNA. RefSeq names its product histone H1.3-like. Gene Ontology annotation, biological process: nucleosome assembly. The record is from RefSeq and is a predicted model, not a curated record. Lineage: Eukaryota; Metazoa; Chordata; Mammalia; Didelphimorphia; Didelphidae. Gene Ontology annotation, molecular function: structural constituent of chromatin; DNA binding. Gene Ontology annotation, cellular component: nucleosome.